Molecule: messenger RNA, 719 nt
Organism: Moneuplotes crassus
Lineage: Eukaryota; Ciliophora; Spirotrichea; Euplotida; Euplotidae
Source: the annotation of a GenBank genome assembly
GUUAAAUGGAAUCUAAAAAAUUAAUAAUUGGCUAUUGGAACAUUAGAGGUCUCGUCAGACAUGUAGAGUAUGUCCUUGAGUACUGCGGAGCUGACUACGAGACCAAGCUCUAUGAGCUUGGAGAUGGACCAGACUUUAGCAAGAAGGUCUGGUUUGAUGAGAAGUUCAACCUUGGGCUAGAGUUCCCAAAUCUUCCAUAUGUUAUUGAUGGAGACUUUACCCUCACUGAGACUGUACCAGUCAUGUUCUACGUUGCUGAGAAGUAUAAGCCUGAGCUGAAUGGAGAGACUGCUAAAGAGAAGGGGAAGGUUAAGAUGCUUAUGGCUAUCCUUCAUGGAUUAAAAUGGGAUCUUACCAUGCAUUGCUACAGAUCCGAUGAUGCUAACGAAGGGCUAAAGCUUUCUUUUGAAGGACUUGAGAACAUAUCUAAAUGUUUAGGAGACAAAGACUUCUUCUUGGGAGAUAAGCUAAGUCUUCCAGAUCUCUACAUUGCAGAACUAAUUGCUCUUAUCAAAGCAUUCGAUACAGAAAACACUCUAGCCGAGAAUUACCCAAAUAUUGAUGCUUUACACAAAAGAGUUGAUGAACUCCCAGAGAUCAAGGCCUUCUUGGAGAGUGAUAGAUGCAAAGACUUCAAAUUCAACAACAAGUCAGCCAAGCUGUUCCCAUCAUAACUAUUUUGAUCUUCCAGAGGUCUUAAUUACCUGUAGUUCUUGUUA